Messenger RNA from Aplysia californica (California sea hare), 1925 nucleotides. Its product is annotated as COP9 signalosome complex subunit 7a. Gene Ontology annotation, cellular component: COP9 signalosome. Gene Ontology annotation, biological process: COP9 signalosome assembly. Lineage: Eukaryota; Metazoa; Mollusca; Gastropoda; Aplysiida; Aplysiidae. The record is from RefSeq and is a predicted model, not a curated record. The transcript has 9 exons. The coding region runs from base 478 to 1344 and encodes 288 amino acids.
CACAAUGAACAACAAGAAAAGGGGAAAGAAAAGUAGGGCCUCAUCAUGAUGUAAUUUUGUAGUAGUUUCCCUUGAAUAAAAGCCGGCUGUAGAUACCAGCUUGUCUCUACUCAGUAACCGUCCGCUCAACUUUGCAUUAGCUCUUAAUAUUUCAAUAGGGGUUAGUACUAAAUGUCUUAUAGUUUUUUAGGCUUCCAAUAUUAAGCAGAGUUCUGUGAGAACUGUAAAGAGCAGGUUUAGUAAGGAUACAUAAUUUAUACAAUUGUGUUUUCCUUCGAUAUAAGUUUGAAUGGUAAAUCUUUACAAAAUCUGACAUAGAUUUGUUAGCUUCCGGUUCCGGUGAAUAGACUUGUUUUGUUUAGCUAAAGCUGUCUGUCUCACCCGAGAAGGCCACACUUGACAGUGAACUUCUCACUUAUAACACGCGACAACCAAAGGCCUGGAGCAGGAGAGAGCUGAUCUUCAAAACAGAGAACCAUGAGUGCAGAAAAAUCUGGGAACCCCAUGGAGCCGUUCCUUCUCCUGCUGAAAGAUGCGAAGGGAGCUGGAGCCGCCAGUGUGCUGACGCAAGCCAUGGCCUCACCGAACGUCUACGUGUUUGGGGAGUUUCUUGACCUGCCCAAUGUACAAGAGCUGUCGUCCGGACCCCACGCCUCCGUGUACCAACUACUGCAAGUGUUUGCUUACGGGACCUACAAAGAUUACAAAGCCAAUCAAGCUCAGCUGCCAGACUUGACACAGACACAACUGACCAAGCUAAGACACUUGACCGUUGUGUCUCUGGCCACACGCAGCAAGUGUAUCCCGUACUCUGUACUACUGGAGGAGCUCGCCAUGGAGAAUGUGAGAAAUCUGGAGGACCUGAUCAUCGAGGUCAUCUAUGCUGACAUCAUCCACGGGAAGCUGGACCAGAAAAACCAGCAGCUGGAGAUUGACUACGCCAUCGGUCGGGACAUCCACGAGAACGCUCUGUCAGAGGUCACUGUGGUCCUACAGCAGUGGUGUAACGGGUGUGAAGGAGUACUGAAGAGUAUUGAGGAACAGAUCAACCGAGCCAACAACUGCAAGGUGCAACAGAACCAGCUCAAGGCUGCUCUAGAACAGGAGGUGAACAACAUCAAGAAGACGAUCAAGACGAGCCAGCAACAGGACAUCGAAGAGGUCAUGGUCACAGACAGCCGCAGCGACAUGGCCAUGGCCGAGAAGGCCGGGAAAAAGUCGGCGAAGACGAAGGGUGAUGUCAUUAUUUUGCAGGCUCCGAGGCAGCAACGCAGGGAAGCUCUGGAACAAAUGAUCAACCCGCACGACAUGGCGUGGAUGGCUUACAGUGGGGAUGAUGAAUGAAGUGUGCAGGAGAGCGAUUUUGUGUGUGUGGGUGUGCUUGUGUGUGUGUGUGUGUGUGUGUACGGUACAUGGGAGUGGGUGAGUUUGUGGGAGUGUAUAAGUGUGUGUGGGUGAGUGACUGGGUAUACUUUUGUAUGUGAUGAGUGAGUGUGUUUGUGUGAGUGGGUGCAUGUGUAUUUAUGUCAGUGUGUAUGUGUUUGAGUGGGCAUGUGUGUUUAUGUUGGUGAGUGGGUGUAUAUGUGUAUGGGUGUGAAAUGGUUGUGUCUGUGUGAGUGGGGAAUAAAUGGAGCAUGACAAGUAUCUCAGUUUUUUCCCCUGUUUUUAGGUAACAUUUUCCAGUGAAUAUUUGAAGAAGUAUUUGGGAGAAUAUACAGUGCUGUCUGCUUAAACUGAACACUGUUGUUAUUCUAAAUACUGCAAUAAACCAGAAGAAAAUAAAUUCCCCUAUUUUUUAAACUCUAUUUGAGCAACCAUUCUUAACUGUUUUCUUAACUGAAGAAGAUCUGGGGGCUCCCGUAGCCUAAAGAUUAAGGUGUUCGCCUUUCAUUCAAAGGUCCUGGGUUAGAAACUGGGUAGCGACG